AUGGCAGGAAAGGGCGGAGAAGCUCCGGCUAACCCGCCUUCCAAUCUGGCCAGAGAGCUCACGCAAGCCCAUCAGCAACUGGGUUUGCAGCAGAAUAUUACGAGCCAACCGGUGUACACCGCCAACCAGCAGCUUUGGUUUCAGCACAGGCAGGACAAGCGCAAAGCCCCGUCAGCCUCGGGCUCUAUGCUGGGUACACCGCAGGUGCCAGAGUCGGAUGCUACAAUGGAGGAUAUGGGACCGGAUCCUUUUGCUACCCCGCCAGAUGCAGGGCAGGGCGCUAACCUUUUCCAGCCCAUGCCCAUGCAGGAGUCCACGGCAUACUCACUGGCAGCAGCACAGCUGGGGGUGGAUAUCAACGACCCAGCGGCAGUGCAAUCGUGGCUCUCCGGAACGGUUUCCACGCGCGCGGACGUUUUACAGACGGUGCGGGCCUACCACCAUGGGGUAAUCCGCCCGGAGCUUUUCCACUAUAUCAGCCAAGUGGAAAACGUGGUUAAAACGCUCGACGACCGCAUCGCGCAGAACCAGGAAGGCCUACGCUGGCUUGCUUCUGAGAACAGGGCGCAGCAGAAGCGCGAGUGCGGCCUGAUGGUUAUUCUCAGCGGCUGGGAUCAAAGCAUGGCGCCUGGAGAGCGCCUGUACAUGAUCAACUGGCUUUUGGGACAGGUCACCUAUGUGCGUCACUUCCUGCAGCAGCGCAGCUACAACGCCUCUGACUCUGCCGAGUAUUACUAUCUCGGGGCCUUGCAAACUGACCCGAAUACACCGCCAGCCGGCACUGGCAAGUGGAGUACAGUUACCACACUGUAUUUCAAAUCCUGGGACCUACGCAAGGAGUUCAUGGCCGCGUUUGGAGGCUCAGGGGGUACACCGCUCUGGAAAGACGGGCAGACGGUGGCCAAAGGAUUUCACAUCCGUGCCACGCCGGCUUCGCCUCAGUUCCAGCGCAAGUUGGAGCUCCCGGUGCGAGUCCUCCUCAAGGCCAUGAACAAGUGGGCGGAAACCCAGACUAAUCCGCCCACUCAAAUGAUCAUCCUCUGGCGAACACUCACGGUGAUGGAGCCCAGCGAGAACCGUGAGUGGAACGACCAGAUCCGUGCAGCAGCCAGGAUGAUCUACUUUGAGAAGGAUGGUGUGUUUCAGGGGCGGCUGGAGAUUACUCGGGAUGUGCACACAAUCAUCCAGAGUAAACCGCCGGCCCCGGCCCUGGAAGACACACUCUGGGAACAAUGUUGGAGCGAAGUGGCCUACGGCAUCCAGCUGGAGAUGGACAAAGCCGACAAGGAGAUUUUUGAAAGGGCCCUUAAGGAGUCCAAAGGUUCCGGAAAGGGCGUGCAGCUUGGCAAAAGCUCCAGGCAUUGGAGUACACCGCUCAUUCACAGCAGUGACUCCAACCCGUUCCCAAUUCCUAUGUAUGUCAUGCCUGUGGAUGACAUUGCCUUUUCCUGGGACGAGCUGUGUGACAAGCAGAAUCAGCCGGACCAGAAAGUGCGAGACUACAAGGUUUCCACCUUUGGGGGUAAACCGCCGGUGUCAGCUGCAGCUGCUAGCAGCAUGCCACCUCCCUCCAUGAUGCCAGCUUCGGCCAAAGGCAGAGGCAAGGGCAAGAAGGGCUCAGCAGGAGCCGAGCAGGAGGAUGAGUUUUGA
This is a messenger RNA of Symbiodinium sp. CCMP2592, 1650 nucleotides long. Lineage: Eukaryota; Dinophyceae; Suessiales; Symbiodiniaceae. The record is from the annotation of a GenBank genome assembly.